AUGUACCAUCCAAGUUUAAUAUCAUUGAUCUCAAAAAAACAACUGUUUGGUAAUGGAAAAUUUAUAUUUAAUGCUAUCGGAUACAUUCCUUCAUAUUAUUCACCAUACUCAACAAACAAAUCUAAUUAUAAUUAUUCACCACUAUUAAAACCAAUAAAACCCAAUGAUAAUUUUAUUUCGAGUACAUGCUUUAAUGAAAAAGGUAUUAUUACUUCUGUGUCAAAGAAAUUUCCAAAAUGGUCUUUUUUAAGAGAUUUUGAUUUAUAUCCAAGAGAUUUAAGAAAGAUAGAUUCUUCAUCUGUUGAUAUUAUACCAUCGAUAUUAGUUAAGAAAAAAUGCAUAAUUAUAAAUAUUCUUUAUAUUAAGGUACUGAUUGCAAAGGAUAAACUUUACAUUUUUGAUACUUCCACAGCAAAAGAUGUUUCCAAAUUAGGGGUAUUAAUGUACGACUUAGAGUCCAAAUUAUCACAAAAACAUUCCCAACCAUCUUCUGUAGCGAAAAAUAUAACGCCAGAUACUACAACACUAAGCUCAGACCCUAAUACGAAUCAAGAUAAAUGCGCAAUAGAAAACACAUCUUUUAAUUUAAAUGGUAAUUUAAAUUCAACUUACAACUUCAACAAUUCUUUGUCAAAUCACCAGUCAUAUGAACAUAAAGCUCUAGAAAGUAUAUUAAUCAAUGUAAUGGGGUCAUUGGAAACAGAGUUAAAAAUGCAUUCGACCGUUUCUAAGCAAUUAUUACUAGGCCUAGAAAAUGAAGUCAAUAGAGAUAAAUUAAGAGACCUUUUGAUUAAAUCAAAGGACUUGAGUUUAUUCUAUCAAAAAUCGUUAUUGAUUAGAGACGUUCUUGAUGAAUUAUUAGAAAAUGAUGAAGAUAUGGCAGGGAUGUAUUUGACUAAUCCUAUAAAGCCUAACCAGGAUAUUGCCGAUUUUGAUUUUGCUGAUUUAGAAAUGUUACUAGAAACAUAUUAUACACAAUGUGAUGAAUACGUCCAACAAGCUGAAUCAUUAAUUCAAGAUAUUAAAUCAACAGAGGAAAUUGUAAAUAUUAUCCUAGACGCCAAUAGAAAUUCUCUAAUGUUGUUGGAACUGAAAAUUACUAUUUAUACCUUGGGGUUUAGUGUUGCAACUUUAUUACCUGCCUUCUAUGGUAUGAACCUUAAAAAUUUCAUUGAAGAAAGUAAUUUUGGCUUCUCUGGUAUAGUUAGCAUUUCAAUAAUAAUGGGUAUCUAUGUCACAAGAAAGAAUUUUGCUGCUCUACGAUCAACAACGAGAUUGACUAUGUUAAAUAAUCAUAUGGGGAACUUAUCUCCAAAACAUACUUCUAUAGCUAAUGAAAACACUCAAAAAUAUGUACCAACUUUAUGGCUAAAUUGCACCAAAGCUUGGGAACGAUUUUGGUGGGGACGUUCUUUAAGGAAACGUGAACGUGUCUUAAAGACAAGAGAAAACCGUGAAAAAAUUUGGAAAUGGUUAUUAGAGAAAGAUCCCAAAUAA
Molecule: messenger RNA, 1497 nt
Organism: Henningerozyma blattae CBS 6284
Lineage: Eukaryota; Fungi; Ascomycota; Saccharomycetes; Saccharomycetales; Saccharomycetaceae
Gene: MRS2
Product: Mrs2p
Exons: 1
Coding region: 1-1497 (498 amino acids)
Biological process (GO): mitochondrial magnesium ion transmembrane transport
Cellular component (GO): mitochondrial inner membrane
Molecular function (GO): magnesium ion transmembrane transporter activity
Source: RefSeq, a predicted model, not a curated record